This is a messenger RNA of Anisakis simplex (herring worm), 252 nucleotides long. The record is from the annotation of a GenBank genome assembly. NCBI's taxonomy places the organism in Eukaryota, Metazoa, Nematoda, Chromadorea, Rhabditida, Anisakidae.
AUGACCAAUAAAGGAGGGUCAAAAGGUCAUGAAAGGUCACCAAAAGGUCAAAGGUCAAAGGUCACUAAUCAAUUUCAGUGUCGUACAUCAUCAGCGAGGCCACACCACCAAGCGCCGCUGAAAUGCCCUCAAGAGACCGCCGUGCAGACGGAUGGAGCCCUUCCGCUCCUGAUCGAAUGUGUUGAAUGCUCCUCAAAUUUAGCCACAUCCCAAAAUUCCUCUUCACAGCAGUUAGCGGAAAAAUUCUUUUGA